UUUAUUAAGGUCGAAAUUUGGUCGUCUCGUCAUGAACGUGGCUCUAGCAGUGUGAUGUAUUUCUACGCAAAAUAAUAUAUAAAUUGUAAAAAAAAUGGCUGAUGUAAUUGUCCCCAAGGGUCAACCUAUUGCAGGUGAUCCUGAAAAAAAGGGGUGGUUGUUUAAGUGGACGAAUUAUCUCAAAGGAUAUCAACGAAGAUGGUUCGUGUUGUCAAACGGGCUAUUAUCAUACUACAGAAAUCAAGCUGAGAUGGCACAUACAUGUCGUGGAACAAUAUCGCUACUUGGUGCAUUGAUUCACACGGCAGAUUCCUGUACGUUUGUGAUUAGCAAUGGCGGUACACAGACAUUCCACAUUCGAGCCCAUGAUGAAGUGGAACGGCAGAGUUGGGUCACGGCUCUAGAACUAGCUAAGGCAAAAGCUAUACGCGCACAAGAAUCAGACGACGAUGACGACCAAAUGAAUUCCGGUCCCGUCACCGUGGCUGGUGACGGCGAAGGCGAGGACGCAGGUGGAAUAGCCCGCGAGCUCUCAGCCAGGUUCCACGAUCUACGCACAUGUUCAGAGCUGGUCACCAGGCACGGGGCUGCUCUGCAACGAUCCCUCGUCGAUUUGGAGAUACCUCCAUCGGAUAUUACUAAACAAGUGUCAGAGAGGGCUACACUGUUUAGAAUAUCGUGUAAUGCUAUGAUGAACGCGUGUUCGGAAUUCAUGAGCGCGGCCGCUGCAUCCAGCGCGCGAAUGAAUCGCGCGCUGCAGCAUGAGCGGGAACAGAAGAUGCGGCUGCAAGAGAUUGUGGAGCAGCUUGCGAGACAACAUGACAGUCUGGAGAAGACGGUGGCCAGGAGCACACCACAUACUGGUGGAAACGGUUCUGGACAAGGGAAUGACACAGAAGAUGACGAACAUGAAUUCUUUGAUGCGGUUGAAGAGGGAGCCUCAUCGGCUAUGGAAGACAAAACUUCCUUUGUAAUUAAAGUGCCUGUAAAUAGAAAAAACAAAGUAAAAAGCGGCGAAAGCUCUGACGAAUCAGAGGUAGAGACUGUAACAGAAACACAACAAGUGUAUUUCGUGGAAGACAAGGAAAGGGCGGAGAGUGCGAUGGGAGGCGCGGAGAUAGCUGACGCGGCGGCCGCCAGCGCCAAGCCGUCUGAUGAUAAGCAGCUGGAUAUUAAGAUUUGGCCACAUGUAUCUCAAGCAACGGACAGCGUGGUGGAAGGGCAUCCGCGGCGCACACGCGUGCCCGACAAGCCCAACUACCCGCUGAGUCUAUGGUCCAUCAUGAAGAACUGUAUAGGCAAGGAGUUAUCCAAGAUCCCGAUACCCGUGAACUUCAGCGAGCCCCUCUCCAUGCUGCAGCGGUUAACAGAGGACUACGAGUAUUCGUCGAUACUGGACCAAGCUGCCACCUUCUCUGACCCAGCACAUCAAUUGGCCUAUGUAGCGGCUUUCACGGUGUCUUCAUAUGCUACUACGGCUAACAGAACGACAAAACCAUUUAACCCUUUAUUGGGUGAGACAUAUGAAUGCGAUCGUAUGUCGGACCUCGGUUGGCGAGUCAUAAGCGAACAGGUGUCGCACCACCCGCCCAUGGUGGCGCAGUUCUGCGAGGGCGCGUCCGGCUGGCAGUGCUGGCAGGAGUUCACUAUGACGAGCAAGUUCCGCGGCAAGUACCUGCAGGUGAUACCGCUCGGCGGCGCGUACGCGUACUUCGUCGGUAGCGGCAACAAGUACUCGUGGCGGAAGGUAACGACAACAGUGCACAACAUAAUAGUGGGCAAGCUGUGGGUGGACAACCACGGGGACAUGGAGAUAGUGGGCGAGGCGGGCCCGGCCACCGGGUACGUGGCGCACCUCAAGUACCUGCCCUACGGGUAUUUCAGCAGGGACACGCAGCGGAAGGUCACCGGGGUCAUCAAGGACCCCAACGGCGUGCCGCGCUACGUGCUGCAAGGGCACUGGGACGCGCGCGUGGAGGUGGCGGCGGUGACGAGCGCGUCGCCCGACAACACCGUGUGCAAGACCGGCAAGUUCGUGCUCGCCUGGCAGCGCGUGCCCGCGCCGCCCGACGCUGACAAAUGGUACAACUUCACGCUGCUGGCGGCGCAGCUGAACGAGCCGGAGUCGGGCGUGGCGCCGACCGACUCGCGGCUGCGCCCCGACCAGCGCCUCAUGGAGGAGGGGCUCUGGGACGAGGCCAACGCGGAGAAGCUGCGCCUCGAGGAGAAGCAGCGUGCGGCGCGGCGGGAGCUGGAGUCGGCGGCGGAGGCGGCGGCGGCUGCGGGCUCGGCCGGGCCGGCGCCGCGCGCGCCGCUGUGGUUCGCGCGGCAGGCGGCGCCGGGCCAGCCGCACCUGCGCCAUCUGUACAACAACCAGUACUGGGAGUGCAAGCAGCGCCGGGACUGGGCCCGCUGCCCCGACAUCUUCUAGUGAUAGUGCGUCUAGUGGUAGUGUGGUGUGGUGCUCCUUCGGACGGAAUGCGCGUGUUUUGGAUGUAUCGUGUACGUGCGCGAGUUACAUCUUGCUUGUGAUCUAUCUAUCAUUCGGUAUGUGGACAGACGGAAUAAUUGCGCACGACGGUGGGUGGGCGAUGGAAUGGUGUGCUGGAUUUGGUUGAUGGGAUCCUUCGAGAUGGAUACGCGCGUUCUCACAUUUACACCAGGAGGUUAACAUCUGAUUAGUAAACUUUAAUUUGAUAAGCGGACGCUGGAAUGGAAUACGCGUGCUGACACAUCUUUUACCCACGCACGAUGCUAAACAGUGUUAUAUCAUGAAUAGCGAACGAUGAGUUAAUGUACGGAAGAAUGGAUUACGCGUGAAGUUACGCAUUACGCAUGUUCUCACAUCUUCAGCCGUGACAUGAGCGUCUAACUAGUGCGGUUUUAUUAAUUGAUGCUGGAUAUGGUCCUUCAAGACAGAAAACGCAUGGUAUUUUGGACAGUUGACGGGUAUAGCGACUCCUAUUGUGUGUACUGUAUAGAUUUACGCGAACGCAACUGUCCUUCGAGGAGUGGGUACUAUACAGUACUUGUGUGUAGGUGGCUUAAUGUUUCAAUAUAUUCUGAAGGUCAUGCGCUGCAAUUAUGCUCUUUCGAGUCGACUUACGUUCCAACUAAGUUAUCAGAUUUAAAAAUGGAAAUCUCAAUAAAUCCAAAACACGUCAGCCUGUCCUGACAAAUACUAUGGGAAUACUAUAAACAAAAAAGUGUAAAUGUAAAACAAAAUAUUUUGACAUAAAUUUAGUUUUUUUACUAAUUUGAAAUCAAAUCUUUUGCAGCUUAAGCCAAUACAAAGUUGGUACUAUUAUACUAAAAAUAAAAACAAUGUAAUGGCAAUUUGCCAUCAUUACAAUAAAAAAAAUAAUUUAAUUUAUACAGCCAUGUUAUUGUAUAAUAAUUGGAAUAGGAAAAGGCAACAAUGCUUGCAUUUAAUUCAACAUACGUCAAAUGACAUAAAAUUAAUACAAAUAUUGCUGAAAAUAUGGAAUACAAGUAAUGUAAGGUCAUAAAAGCAGUAUUAAGGAAGUAAUUGUUAACAUUUUACAACUCAACAUUUGCAUCAAAACUGGUUCAUUAAAAAAUGGUUGUGCUUUUGCUUAUUUCUAAAAUCGAUCAUAAUUCAAUGAAAACUAAUACAAAUAAUCAUACUUUGCUUAUUAACUCGUCUAUAUAAGCUUAUUUCAAUGUCACUUUUGAAUCGUAAAAUUAUGCGAUCCAUUUUCUUAAUUGCUUGUAAAUACAAUAUUUCACAGCUAAACAACACAAUUUUUAUUAAUUGUCUGUUUGCAAAUGUAAUGUGCUGUCUAAAGAUCUAGUACAAUUCGAGAUAUACCGAUACGACAAUUGUUAUCUCUAGGUUAUUUUUAUACAGUUAUCCAUAAUUUUGUCUAUUUUUCAAAACUACCUGCGCUGUAACUUUGCGUCUAAACUCAUAGGGAAAAAUUGUCGAGUGGCGUACUACGACAGCUUACAGAUAAUUUAAAUGUUAAUUAUUAUUUUUUACUCAAGUGUAACAAAAACGAUUGGAUUGUGUUUAAAAAUUAUAUGCAUUUUGUCUUAUUUAUUGUUGUGCAUGUAUAAUUAUUAUAACAAUGAUUUUAUUUUAUAAGUAUGAGAUGUUUAUUAACUCUGUGGGUACACCAUUGAAACUGGUACUCAUUCCAUUAUUUGUCGUAUUUUUGUUUAGUUUGCUUUAAGUUUAUAAUGUAAUAAAAGUAAAAUAUUUUAUUUCUUAAAAUAUUAUUGUUUUUCGGAAAAAAUUUAUUUUGUAAAAAAAUAUGUUAAAAUUUUUGGGCUCUUAGCAAAAUUGUUGAAAUUGAUGUGAAAAACAAUGUUUAUGUGUACUAUUAGUUUAAAAUAUAUAAAAAAUGUCGGGUGUGUCAUGGCUUUAUGGCCUAAUUCAAUAGAUUUAUAUUUUGUAUUGACUCCUAUAAAAAUAAAUAUAAAAUAAAGUUAUUUUUUAACAGUUAAUACAACGAAAUCAAAUCUUGUAUGAAGUACACGUCAAUCGGUUCAACAUCAAACACCACUAUGUAUAUAUUAAACUCGCUUUGGUAAUUAGGACUUAGUAAAUUAUCUAUUUGUUUUUAAAUCACAGAAUUUCUCAUUAUAGUGUAAAUUUAAUUACUAGUAACAUAUACGGAAAAUUAAUAGGUGCUAUGAGGGGUGUAUACAGUCAUUUAGUCGUGUUUCUAUUUGUAUGUUGUCUAAAAUUAUUUUUGUUCAAGUUUCAGUUAGUUGCAGUUGACUAAAAUCAAAUAGAGAUACGAUAUAAAUAAUGUCAUCCUUGUAGAACUUUGAAUCUGCUUCCAGGUUUGAACACAAAUUUCACGAGAACUGUUAACUGUUCAACAAAGGUUUUAUUUCUUAUCUUAUUUAAUAAAAUAAUUUCCUUUCAUAUUUGUAUAUUGUAAAUAAUCGCAAAUUUAUUCCAAAACUAAGCAUUGCUCUUGCGUCCAAAUAAACAAUAAGGUGUAUAACAGUUCCGUAUUGUUGCAAGGGCGAAUAUUCAACAUACAAAGUCGUUCCUGACAGAAUACGCAUGCCUUAUAGUGGGAGUGACGCCGCGUGACGACGUCAGGUCUCUAUCAAACGUCUCGUGUGUCUGUGCCCGGAUCUUUGACACCGACUUGGACGAAGUGUAGGAUAUUUUGUAAGAUCUAUUACAAAUUGUACAUUUUUACGUGGAUGUAAGAUAUUUGUUAAUAUUUUUAUUAAUAGAAUGAUGUUUCAAUACAAAGCCAUAACAUCUGUAUCAUGUUGAGUAUAAAAAUAAACUAUAUCGAAAAUA
Molecule: messenger RNA, 5290 nt
Organism: Colias croceus (clouded yellow)
Lineage: Eukaryota; Metazoa; Arthropoda; Insecta; Lepidoptera; Pieridae
Gene: Osbp
Product: oxysterol-binding protein 1
Exons: 15
Coding region: 95-2431 (778 amino acids)
Cellular component (GO): intracellular membrane-bounded organelle; cytosol; membrane
Molecular function (GO): sterol binding
Source: RefSeq, a predicted model, not a curated record